UAGAAAUCAGAUUGCUUAUGUAUCUUUUUAAAAAUCAGUUAUGCCAACAUAGUUCUCUGUAGUUCUUGAAUUUCCUUAAAGUUAGUCAGCAAACAUUUAUUGAGAAAUUUCUCUGUAUAGAGCACAUAGCAAUUGUAACUGAAGUAUUAGAGGGCAGACUUUGGGAGGCAGUAGGAUGAACUGGUAAAAUCCACUUGAAAAAAAUUAGACUAGAAAUGUAGACAUCAGAGAUUGGUGGAAAGUAACAGUUGAAAUCCAUUCUUGGUAGUAUUCAUAGCAGGCUCACCUCAGCUGGUGGCUGCUGAAAUUGGUUGAAGACAGAGUUAAAAAAAAAAGGCAUCACUUUAAGAAGUGGGAUCCAGCAAAGUUUGCCAAGAAAAACAUAUUCAUAGAAUUUGAUUUAGUAAUCUCCUUAGAGAAUAUCUUAGUAGUGAAUGCUAAAUAAAGGAGAGGUUUUUUGUUGUUGUUGUUUUAAAAUAGAAAUGGAUGACCAGAAAGAUAAUGUGACUUGGCCAAAGUCCUAAGUCUUGAUGCCAGGACUUGACCUUCAACUAGUGAUUGCUGGUGUGAAGCUUUCCACAGGGUACCAUUGACUCUCAACACCAUCAUCUUUGAGCAAGUGCCUGGCAAUACUUUAUUUUGGCAACAUUUUGCAGUGCAAAGACUGUCCUGUCUCCUGUUGUUUCCUUUGCCCUUCCCUAAACUGGGGGAUUUCUGUUUGCUUCAGAAUGCUGUGAUUCUGCAUUCAUAGUUGGAAGCCUUUCUCUUUCUUCCUUUUCAUUUGUAUGUUUACAAUAGCUAUUAGACCAAUUACUUCAGCAUUCUUUGCCAAAUAAAGUUACCAUUGGAAAUAAGUAUUAUGAGACCUCCCAGAAAUUCCUUUUUGAGAGUCAAGCUUUAGGGUGCCUUGUACUCUAUUUUGUCAUUUCUGUAAAACAAGUUUCCUUAAAGUGAAGAAUACCUGAAAAUAAGUACAAGGAGAGAAGCAGUGUAUUCUGAGUUAGUUUGAUUUCUUUAGAAAGAAUCACAGAUAACGUGAUUGUCACUAGCGUUGUUAGCGUUCUCCAUGAUUUAAUGUUAUUUAUGCUACCGUAAUAUAAGCAGAUUUCAAUUGAAGUAUUUUUUUAGGAUUGAGGACUUUGGGAAAGAUGCAUUGCAUUUCUUGCUUGGGAGGAAACUUCCAAAAGCUAUCGUAGUCCUUAUUAUGCAUGAAACCUUGACUGUUACUGGUGUGCCAUGAGAUAGGCCAAAAUUUUUCUUGUUUUCCAUCUUUGUUGUUCAUAGCAUAAGGGGUAAGAUAAAUAAAGUCUUCCUUUUACACAUGGGGGAAAUGACGCGAGUUAAAGUAUAACGAUCAUGGUAUUUGUGAUAUAUGUUGCUAUUAGAGUAUGAUUUAGAGCCGUACUGUCCAGUGUGGUAGCUACUAGCCACAUGUGGCUCCCUAAGCACUUGAACUGGUGUUAGUCCGAAUUGAGAUGUGCUCCAAGUGUGAAAUACACACUGGAUAUUGAAGACCUAGUAUGAAAAAGAUCUCAUUGACACUUAAAAAAUGACUUUUUUUUUUUUUUGCGGUACGCGGGCCUCUCACUGCUGUGGCCUCUCCCGUUGCGGAGCACAGGCUCCGGACGCGCAGGCUCAACGGCCAUGGCUCACGGGCCUAGCCGCUCCACGGCAUGUGGGAUCCUCCCGACCGGGGCACGAACCUGUGUCCCCUGCAUCGGCAGGCGGAUUCUCAACCACUGCGCCACCAAGGGAAGCCCAAAAAAUGACUAUUUUUAAACCACAAAAACUGUUUUCAUCUUGAAAUAAUACUUUUUGAUGUAUUGGGUUAAAUAAAGCAUAUUAUCAAAAUUAAUUUAAAAUUUAUUUUAAUGUGGCUACUAGAAAAUUUAGAAUUAUAUAUGUGGUUCCUAUUUCUAUUGGACAGCACUGAUCAAGAGUAUAAAAUGGUUGCUAGGAUUACAACUUAGUAUUCUCUGACUUGUACAAUAUGAAAUUUGGAGACAAUAUAUGAAGUAGAAUUAUGAUACAGCAUGUACAUGCAGAUUACUUUGAUAUAUUUAAAUUUGUUUGCAUUUUGGAAAACUAUCAAGUAUUGCCAACAAUUAAAACCAGAGUUAUAGCAGUUGUUCCUGGGCUGUCAAUGAGACUUAAAAGUGCAGAACGGAGGAAUUAUGAAUCACUGCCAACUGUAGGUGUGGCCACUGCAUACUCACCAGGUUGAGAAGGAAUCCCAGGCAGCUGUAGAGUGUGCAGCACUGAGGAGGAGGGCUGGGGAAAGUUUCCUUAAGGUUGGUUUCUGAAAGGGCUUUUGCUCAGCUCCAGGUCUUACUCCUCUUUCUGGCCAGAUGGUGCAUGUGUGGUACAGAUAAAUCUGACCCAAGUGUGGUUUACCUCUGAGUUCAGAAUUGGCUGAAAAUGACUUAAGUAGGUGGGUUUAUGAGGCAGUAAGUGCUUAGAAUUUACUAGGUUUUGUUGAAUUAAAUAGAUGGUUCCUGUGAAACAGGAACUACUUAUAAUCUUCAUUUUACACCCAAGAACAAGUUGGUAGAGUGGCAAGGAGGGUAUCUUGCCUUUUAAGAUUUAUGACCACUCAUAUCCUUACUCUUCAAAGCUAUUUUUCACAUUGGAUACUUAGCUGAGAACUUCCAUCAUUUUAGAAGUUUGACUGCUAAAUAAGAUGUAUGUGGUUUUUAGCUUUAAUAUUUAAAAAUAUUAUUUUCUUAUGUUGUGUGUUCCUUAAUAUUUGAGCUGGGGUGAAAAAAUUCAUUGGAUUUUGUAUUACAGUUCUGUCUUGAUUUUGUAGAUUUCUUGCUUAACCUCAGAAGUUUUACAGAAUAUGGUUUCUAGUUUUAGGGUUUCUGAACUACAAGUGUUACUAGGCUUUGCCGGAAGGAAUAAAAGUGGACGCAAGCAUGACCUCCUGAUGAGGGCGUUGCAUUUAUUGAAGAGCGGCUGCAGCCCUGCGGUUCAGAUUAAAAUCAGAGAAUUGUAUAGACGCCGAUACCCACGGACUCUUGAAGGCCUUUCUGAUUUAUCCACAAUCAAAUCAUCGGUUUUCAGUUUGGAUGGUAGCUCCUCACCUGUAGAACCUGACUUGGCUGUGGCUGGAAUCCACUCGUUGCCUUCCACUUCAGUUACACCUCACUCGCCGUCCUCUCCUGUUGGUUCUGUGCUGCUUCAAGAUACUAAACCCACGUUUGAGAUGCAGCAGCCAUCUCCCCCAAUCCCUCCUGUUCAUCCUGAUGUGCAGUUAAAAAACUUACCCUUUUAUGAUGUCCUUGAUGUUCUCAUCAAGCCCACGAGUUUAGUUCAAAGCAGUAUUCAACGGUUUCAAGAGAAGUUUUUUAUUUUUGCUCUGACACCUCAACAAGUUAGAGAGAUAUGCAUAUCCAGGGAUUUUUUGCCAGGUGGUAGGAGAGAUUAUACAGUCCAAGUUCAGUUGAGACUUUGCCUGGCAGAGACGAGUUGCCCUCAAGAAGAUAACUAUCCCAAUAGUCUCUGUAUAAAAGUAAAUGGGAAGCUGUUUCCUUUGCCUGGCUAUGCACCACCACCUAAAAAUGGGAUUGAGCAGAAGCGCCCUGGACGCCCUUUGAAUAUUACAUCUUUAGUUAGAUUAUCCUCAGCUGUGCCAAACCAGAUUUCCAUUUCUUGGGCGUCAGAAAUUGGAAAGAAUUACUCCAUGUCUGUAUAUCUUGUACGACAGCUCACAUCAGCCAUGUUAUUACAGAGAUUAAAAAUGAAAGGUAUUAGAAACCCUGAUCAUUCCAGAGCACUAAUUAAAGAAAAACUUACUGCGGAUCCUGAUAGUGAAAUUGCUACCACUAGCCUUCGGGUGUCCUUGAUGUGCCCUUUAGGAAAAAUGAGGCUGACAAUCCCAUGCCGUGCAGUGACUUGUACACAUCUACAGUGCUUUGAUGCUGCCCUUUAUCUGCAAAUGAAUGAGAAGAAGCCCACCUGGAUUUGUCCUGUGUGUGACAAAAAAGCUGCCUAUGAAAGUCUAAUUUUAGAUGGGCUUUUUAUGGAAAUUCUCAAUGACUGUUCUGAUGUGGAUGAGAUCAAAUUCCAAGAAGAUGGUUCUUGGUGCCCAAUGAGACCGAAGAAAGAAGCUAUGAAAGUAUCCAGCCAACCAUGUACAAAAAUAGAAACUGCAGGUGUCCUCAGUAAGCCUUGUUCAGUGACUGUAGCCAAUGAGGCAAGCAAGAAGAAAGUGGAUGUCAUUGACCUAACAAUAGAAAGCUCUUCUGAUGAAGAGGAAGACCCUCCUGCCAAAAGGAAAUGCAUCUUUAUGUCAGAAACACAAAGCAGCCCAACCAAAGGGGUUCUCAUGUAUCAGCCAUCUUCUGUAAGGGUGCCCAGUGUGACUUCGGUUGAUCCUGCUGCUAUUCCGCCUUCAUUAACAGACUACUCAGUACCAUUCCACCACACGCCAAUAUCAAGCAUGUCAUCAGAUUUGCCAGGUUUGGAUUUUCUUUCCCUUAUUCCAGUUGAUCCCCAGCAGUACUGUCCUCCUAUGUUUUUGGAUAGUCUCACCUCACCCUUAACAGCAAGCAGUACGUCUGUCACCACCACCAGCCCCCAUGAAAGCAGUACUCAUGUUAGUUCAUCCAGCAGCAGGAGUGAUACAGGGGUCAUAACCAGCAGUGGAAGUAACAUUCCUGACAUCAUCUCAUUGGACUAAAGGAGGACUCACUCGAUUCUAGGAAUCAUUCAUUAAAACUGCUGUUUCUUGGAUCUCUGGUCCGUGGAAGCUAUUUUUUUGGUAACGAUUACUUUGAUAUUUAUUGAAGUGUCAAAUGGAUUCUUUUGCCUUCUGAGAGAUGAACACAGAUGACUGCAGCAAGAACCACAUGACAUGCAAGGAUUUUUCUUAUUCAUGCUGUACUCUGAGCAUCAGAUACAUUCAGCUGUAACUGCAUCUUCUUGAGAGAUGGAUUUCAAUUUCAUAUGAUACUGGUUGGAUUCUACAAAUCAGUUAAAAUUUUUUUUGUUGUAAUAAACAGCAAUAAAGUUAUGUAAAUAUUCAAGUAAACUUUUUUCUAAUUAAAAAAAGAUGUAAUCAGUGAUUCUGAAAUGACAAGUUUUGUUUAAUCUGAUGUGAAGGAAAAAUAUAUGGAAAGAAGUUACGUUUGCCGAAUGAGCCCUUUCCGUGGAGAUUUGUUUUAUUUCGUUGAAGUAAUGAAGUCUUGAUAAGUGGCCAAAGCUUGGGUUCCACUUUUCUUCCUGCAGUUCCACUUUUCUCCCCGAUUCCAUCAAAGAAAAAUGGCCUUUGUGUUAAGCAUUUUCCCCUGGUUGUUGUUUACACUUUGGUAUUGUGUGCUGAUGAAUACAGAGUGAAGUUCUGGGAUUUGGCUUUUCUUUAUUAUUAGUGAUUAUGUUGAAGAAACCCUAUGCAGAGUCUUCCCUGAUGUAAUGUGUGUUAUUUUGGUAAUCAUACAGUCUUAUUCUAGAGGUUUCUAUAAAUUGGGGGCUUACCUUCUCAAAAAAAAUUCCCUGCAGCCAUCAAAUGAAAUGUUUUUAGAUUAAGGUGUGGGCUGGAAUGUUUGUUAGAAUUUUGUUCACACUGUCUAGAAAUAUUGAGAGGUUGGAGGCAGUGGAAGAACAGAUUUAGGGGCGGUGGGAAUAGCAAAGUUUAAUUUCUUCCUAAGAACUUCUUUUGCUCGUUUAUUUUACAGGAUAAUGUACAGAUCUGUGUUGAAACUUUUCAGUUUAGUAACACUGACAAAGAAAAUAUGUUUUAGAUCUCAUUUUUCUCAUAGCAGUGAUUUUCAAACUUAAAGAACAAACAGUAGCAAGGGGAUGGGGAUGGCAUCAGAUUUCCCUUUCCUUUUUUUAAAAGGAAAUCUUUCCUGAAGCCACAAAAGACAAAACAGAAUUAGAAAUGUUUGAAUAUAAGAAAGGUUUGAAGAGGAGAGGAUGGGCCUGAAACCCACUUUGAAAACCACUCUCUUACUGUGUGUUUGGUUUUAAAAUCUCUCAGAAAACUGUUUUACCCUUAGAGAAACAUUUUUAUCCAAAUUUUAUACUUUGCUUUCAUUUGGCUGCAGAAUUUUAAGUUCUGAAGGACUUACUACUUCCCUAAUAUUUAGCUUUCUCUUCUUAAGCUGUAUCUACUUUAAAAAUAAACCUGUGUUAAAAAUGAUUAAUCUAACUGAUUUCUGAAGCUGAAGUGCCCAGAUGAAGAGUCCACCAAUUUCAGUUCGGAUAGGGAACAAUCUGGGUUGGUGCAACUCCAGGGAGCUGACUGGUCACUGCUUGGUUUUUCACACCUUCUCAAGUUCUCAUGCCGCACCCCCCCCCCCCCGCACCCCCCCCCGCCCCUGUGCUCUUUUUGUACUCAUUUAAUUUCUUGUGAUUUUCUACAUCAUCCCUUCUUUGGCUGCAUUAUCCCCUUAAUGUAUUAUCCCUUUUGGAGAGUUAUAAGCAUGGAAAACGAACCUGAAUCUUCUUGCAGUAGUUGCAUCAUAGUUGCCAGUUUUACCUUCUUCGUCCACGUUACAGUCCUUUGGUCCAGAUACAGAAUUUCUUCCUAGUAAAAUUUUAUGUUGCUGCUCUAAAUAUGGAUGCAAGUUCUGUUAACUCUGUGAUCAGAUAGAAAAAAUAACCUGAUUUGUGUGGUAUAAUUUGUUAAUAAAGAAAUGCUGUAUAUUUGUUACCAUUUUGUUACCCUUUAGAUGCUCAGAGACCCUCCCCUCCCCAGUUUAACCAACAGUUUUAUCAGGUAAAUGAAAAGAAUUAAUAGAAAUUAGUUUAUUUACUUGGUUCUUGUAAAUGGUACCUCUGUGCUUUUAUAGUUGUGCUUUGUUUCCUUUUCACUGUUUUAUGUGAACAGUUUUAUUGUUCAUUUUUGGUGCUUUACACUGAAUUACAUAAAUUUUUAAUUUAUCUCAUACAGGCGACUAACAUUUUUUAAAAUAUACUUUUAAGUUUAUAAUCUUAAAAUUGAGACUUUUGUGUAUGUAUAUUUGAAGGUGAGUACUUUUCUUUAUGCUUUUGGCCCUGUGACAACAACAUGCUUAUUAAGCCACUGUCCUUUUUUUAGAAUGGUCACUAAAUAUUUUUUAUUGAGGCUCUGAUUUUGUAGCAGUUUCUUUUACUAGUCCAGAUAUCUGCUCAACCAAGUAUAAUUCAGUCUCAGAGGAGGUCAUCUAUAGCUGUUACUUAGAUGUCAGCCAACCAGUGACUAUGUUUAAGGAAAGGAACUGCAGUUAUUAGUCUCUUACAAACACUUAGCCAACCUGUAUUUUUAUCUUUAUUCACAUAGAAAUGUUAAAGGAUUUCCUUGCUUUGGUAACUCGUGACAAUGUAAUGGGUGCUGAAUGUAGCUUCACACCUAAGGUCUGCUUACAUUCACUGACUUUCUGACCCUUAGGUGAGCCGCUUUAGGAUUCUGUUUCCAUUUCUGCCCAGAAGGUAUAAAUUCUUUGCAUCUGUCAUGGAAUAAUUAUAAAGGCCAAACAAAACAGUAGAAUCAGGAAAGCUAGAAUGAAAAUCAUGAUUUGGGGAAAGAGUGUGAGUAUAAAUAAGGAGAUCCAUAACUCUUGGUAUAAAACAAGUUUCCAUAGGGUAGACACUUAAAGAAUUUGAAGAAAGGUAAGAUGUUGGAUUUUAAAUGAAUGAUAUUCAACAGAGACUAUUCUGACUUUGGAUUCUGACCUUUGAACCAUUCUGCCUUCAGACGAGUCUUGGACAUCCGUCAUUUAGUAACUGAGUUGUCUGCUUUUCUUCUGCCAAAAAAGUAUUUAUUGUUACAUUUUGUCUUUUUAAGUAAAGUUGAAUUUUAUAAAGCA
Orcinus orca (killer whale) is the source of this 7790-nucleotide messenger RNA. It is a transcript of the gene PIAS2, whose product is annotated as protein inhibitor of activated STAT 2. NCBI's taxonomy places the organism in Eukaryota, Metazoa, Chordata, Mammalia, Artiodactyla, Delphinidae. Gene Ontology annotation, biological process: protein sumoylation; regulation of transcription by RNA polymerase II. The record is from RefSeq and is a predicted model, not a curated record. Gene Ontology annotation, molecular function: transcription coregulator activity; zinc ion binding; SUMO ligase activity. Bases 2840 to 4681 code for a protein of 613 amino acids. The transcript is spliced from 14 exons.